UGUAUGCACAACUGAAAUGUGCCGCAGCCAGUUCCAGGUAUUUAACUGUUCAGAAAUAUUUAUGUUACUUAUUUUUCCAAAAUUGUUACUAAGUGGACCAAAUCUUGUUGGAUUAUGCCCUCAGGCUUUAGAGGAUCACUAUAACCAUCUCGAAACAGAGUUGAGAGAGGAGAUAAAGAAACUAACGAAAUCCCAAACUCAAUUUGAUGAAAUGCAGAGCACCAUAGAUAGCUGUGACUCUAUGAUCAUGGCACUCAAGAAUGAGGAAGAGAGGAAGAGGUGUCCUCUAGAAUCCAUGAAAUUAGCUGUCAAGGAAGCUGAUGCUGAGGGAAUAGAGGUUCCAGACGGUCUGGUUUACAUUGGCGGCGGAAAGUUUUUGGAGAAAAAACAGGUUGCAAAGGCUGAACAUGAAACAUCAUUUAAAACAAGAAUGAGUGCCCUUCUUCAACUGAUUUUAGGAUCCGACUUAGGAGCUUAUGGCCUCUCAACAUCAAAUGAUAAAAUAGCCAUACAGCAGUACCAAUUAGAUUCACUUUAUGCAUUAUUAAAUACGAUGAAGUGGACAAAGAAGUGCCCCCUUCCUCAGAAUUUCAAUAAAGAUUACGUUCGUAGGCAAGCAGGAAAGAUUUGCUCUGAAGCUUCUGCUGGAAAAAAUUAACCUUGUGCUGCACCAGACAAUGGGCUAGCACUGCACGAGCUUAUAAGGAAAAGGAAAAGUCAAGAAGACGUGGGUAGCAGGAGAGAGGAUGAAGAUUAAAUUUCUUUCCCUUCCCUAGCCUGCAAUUCCUGUACUACACUGCAGACUGCUAUCAGUAUAUUAGGCAGGGCAGUUAAGACGGUCCAAAGUAAACAUGGCGAAACGAAUGUGCCAUAUAUGUGAUUUAGGAUUUAUUUUGACUUUAAAUUGUUCUUGUUUAUGACAGGUGUCUUGUCGACGAUGUUUGUUGUCUGCGUCGAUUUGGCA
This is a messenger RNA of Frankliniella occidentalis (western flower thrips), 964 nucleotides long. RefSeq lists its product as uncharacterized. The transcript has 5 exons. The record is from RefSeq and is a predicted model, not a curated record. Bases 17 to 658 code for a protein of 213 amino acids. Lineage: Eukaryota; Metazoa; Arthropoda; Insecta; Thysanoptera; Thripidae.